AUGGCUGCAAUCGUCGAGAAGUCGUCCAAUUCCCUGGACCCCAACAAUACCAAUGGCGCUGCGGAUGGCGUUCCCAAUGAUGGUACAGGUGUCGUCAAGCUCGACCCCUGGCUGUCCCCUUUCAGCGACGCCCUGAAGAGACGAUUUUCAAAGGCCCAAGAAUGGAUCAAGACCAUUAACGACAAUGAGGGUGGUCUCGAGAAGUUCAGCAGGGGCACCGAAAAGUUUGGAUUGAACGUCGAUGCCAACAACAACAUCGUCUACCGCGAAUGGGCACCCAAUGCCACCGAGGCAUACCUGAUCGGUGACUUCAACAACUGGGAUCGCACCACCCAUCCCAUGAAGAAGGGACCCUUUGGUGUCUUCGAGAUCACUGUUCCAGCCAAGGAUGGCCAGGCUGCUAUUCCUCACAACUCCAAGAUCAAGAUCUCCCUCACUCUGCCCAAUGGCGAGCGUGCCGAUCGACUCCCCGCAUGGAUCAAGUACGUGACACAGGACCUGUCCGUGUCGCCCGCCUAUGACGCCCGCUUCUGGAACCCUCCCACCUCCGAGACGUACAAGUUCAAGCAUGCGCGACCCAAGAAGCCCGAAAGCGCUCGUGUGUACGAGGCCCAUGUUGGUAUCUCCAGCCCCGAGCAGCGGGUUGCAACCUACAAGGAGUUCACCAAGAAUAUGCUUCCCAGGAUCAAGGAUCUUGGCUACAAUGUGAUCCAAUUGAUGGCUGUCAUGGAGCAUGCCUACUACGCCAGUUUUGGUUAUCAGGUCAACAACUUCUUCGCGGCGAGCAGUCGAUAUGGUCCUCCCGAGGACCUCAAGGAGCUCAUUGACACUGCGCACAGCAUGGGCAUUGUCGUACUUCUUGACGUCGUCCACAGCCAUGCGUCCAAGAACGUGCUCGAUGGUCUCAACGAGUUUGAUGGCACUGACCACCAGUACUUCCACGGCGGCGGCAAGGGUCGCCAUGAUCAGUGGGACAGCCGACUCUUCAACUAUGGCCACCAUGAGGUGAUGAGGUUCCUGCUGAGCAACUUGCGCUUCUGGAUGGAUGAGUACCAGUUUGAUGGAUUCCGAUUUGACGGAGUCACUAGCAUGCUUUACAUCCACCAUGGCAUGGGAACGGGUUUCUCUGGAGGCUACCACGAGUACUUUGGUGCUGAUGUCGAUGAGGAGGCUGUCGUCUAUCUCAUGCUCGCGAAUGAGAUGCUUCACCUACUUUACCCAGAUGUCAUCACCAUUGCCGAGGAUGUUUCGGGCAUGCCUGCUCUGUGUCUGCCACUAUCACUCGGAGGCGUUGGCUUUGACUACCGUCUUGCCAUGGCAAUUCCUGACAUGUGGAUCAAGAUCCUGAAGGAGCUCAAGGAUGAUGACUGGGAUAUUGGCAACAUCUGCCACACCUUGACAAACCGGCGUCAUGGCGAGAAGACGAUCGCAUACGCCGAGAGUCACGAUCAAGCGCUUGUUGGUGACAAGACACUCAUGAUGCAUCUGUGUGAUGCCGAGAUGUACACCAACAUGUCGACAUUGUCGCCUCUGACCCCAGUCAUUGAUCGGGGCAUGGCACUCCACAAGAUGAUCCGCCUUCUCACACAUAGCUUGGGAGGUGAGGGUUACCUCAACUUCGAAGGUAAUGAGUUUGGCCAUCCUGAGUGGCUUGACUUCCCCCGAGAGGGCAACAACAAUUCUUUCUGGUAUGCUCGACGACAGCUCAACCUCACGGAAGAUCAUUUGUUGCGAUACCAGUUCCUCAACAACUUUGACCGGCAGAUGAACAACUGCGAGGCCAAGUACGGAUGGCUUCACGCACCGCAGGCGUACAUCUCAUUGAAGAACGAGAACGACAAGGUCAUCGUAUUUGAGCGUGCCGGCCUGGUAUUCGUCUUCAACUUCCACCCGACCAACAGCUUCAGUGAUUACCGGAUCGGCAUCGACGUUGCUGGAACAUACCGAGUAGUCCUGAACACGGACAGCAAGGAUGUUGGCGGAUUCAACCGCAUCGACGAGGGCACCCGGUUCUUUACGACCGCUAUGGAAUGGAACAACAGGAAGAACUGGACACACGUGUACAUUCCUUGCCGAACUGCUCUGGUUCUGGCGCUUGAGUCGACGGUUUCUCAGAACCCCUAA
Molecule: messenger RNA, 2124 nt
Organism: Fusarium keratoplasticum
Lineage: Eukaryota; Fungi; Ascomycota; Sordariomycetes; Hypocreales; Nectriaceae
Product: 1,4-alpha-glucan-branching enzyme
Exons: 8
Coding region: 1-2124 (707 amino acids)
Biological process (GO): glycogen biosynthetic process
Cellular component (GO): cytoplasm
Molecular function (GO): cation binding; 1,4-alpha-glucan branching enzyme activity; hydrolase activity, hydrolyzing O-glycosyl compounds
Source: RefSeq, a predicted model, not a curated record